AUUCCUGUGUCCCUGUCAGUUGCCGUGUAGUAUUCUCGACUCCCGUUGAACCAGGCUGCGUCUACAGACUCCAGGAUGAAUAAUACAACCUUUCCGUCAAACUGGACCGAGAGCACUACCAAGGGAAACCUGAACGCACUGUUCCAGUCUCAGCUGGCACCAAUGGUAGACAAAGCUACUAAAGAUAUGGUGGAGGACAUCGUUUACUGCGGGAUCCUUCCAGCUCUCACAAUACUCGGAACGACGGGUAACAUCUUGAGCUGCAUCGUCCUGAUGAUUCAGGGACUCAAGGAUUCAACUAACAUCUUCCUGUUUGUCCUGACCAUAUCCGACACAGGUAACCUGCUUACUAGUGGCAUUCGUAGGGUUGAAUGUAUUCUCGGGAAAUUCGACGCUCUUCUUGGAAUGAACUACUACAUGAUAACUCUACCCCAGAUGAAGGUCAUCAGUAUUAUCUUCAGUCGUUUUACAGGGGUCAUCACAAUGCUGAUAUCUAUAGAACGGUGUAUAGCGGUGACCAGACCGAUGAAAGUGAGGCUUUGGUUUACAUCCAAGAGAGUAUGGAUCAUGGUACUUGUAUUAAUCGUCCUGACAGUGUCUCUGAUUACCCCCACGUUCUUUACAAUGCAGCUCAACUGGACAACCAACCCCAAAACUAAGGCUCCAAUGGCUUACGUUUCGUUAACCGAGUUCUACACAAAGAACAUUGUAGUAUUGAACUGGUACUUGAAUAUCUUUCUCACCGUUGUCUUUCGAUUCAUUCCGGUUAUCUUUAUUUUUACAACAUCAGUCACCAUCAUCAUUACAUUGAGGAAAGCAAGUGCCUUCCAAAAGGCUGCCUCAUCGGCCAAGGAUGAAAAGUUGGCCAAAGUGACUAGGAUGAUGCUUACAAUCUGUAUAUCAUACGUCACAUUCAACAUCCCUGCCUGCCUCCAUCAGAUGUUCGUGAUGAUGUAUCCGGAAUACAAUCUCCGAGGGUUUGAAAAGAAUGUAUUUUACCUUGUCAGCGCAUUCGGUCAACUGGCAGAAGCAACUAAUUCUGCUUGGAAUUUCGUAUUGUACUUCGUCCUGAGUGAGAAAUUCGCUUCGACCCUGAAACGCGUGCUCUGCUAUUCCUGCAAGAAGUUGGCGAUCCACAAAUCUGCCAAACCUACAGCAUCCUCUUCCGCCGGUGACACCAAGGAAACACAUCUCUCGGGGACUAAAGCUUCCCAGAAUGAGAAUUCGAAAUUAUGAACUAAAUUGUAGUUUUUACAUUUGUGGAAUUUAUUUAUUUAUUUAUUGAGGUACACUAGAAUCUACAAUUUUCUUUCUGUCUGUCAUUUGUGUUCCUAGUUGGUGUUCAACAGUAAAUCUGGUGUAGUGAAACAAUGUAAAU
This is a messenger RNA of Haliotis rufescens (red abalone), 1378 nucleotides long. Its product is annotated as FMRFamide peptide receptor frpr-18-like. Gene Ontology annotation, cellular component: membrane. The record is from RefSeq and is a predicted model, not a curated record. The coding region runs from base 76 to 1236 and encodes 386 amino acids. Gene Ontology annotation, molecular function: G protein-coupled peptide receptor activity. The transcript is spliced from 2 exons. Lineage: Eukaryota; Metazoa; Mollusca; Gastropoda; Lepetellida; Haliotidae.